Messenger RNA from Panicum virgatum (switchgrass), 2620 nucleotides. Its product is annotated as auxin response factor 14-like. The record is from RefSeq and is a predicted model, not a curated record. Lineage: Eukaryota; Viridiplantae; Streptophyta; Magnoliopsida; Poales; Poaceae. The coding region runs from base 371 to 2416 and encodes 681 amino acids. Gene Ontology annotation, biological process: response to hormone; regulation of DNA-templated transcription. The transcript is spliced from 10 exons. Gene Ontology annotation, cellular component: nucleus. Gene Ontology annotation, molecular function: DNA binding.
GGCGCCCGUGCUGCCGCGGCGAGAGAGCGUUGCGGGCUUGCGGCCAGGCGGGCGCGCGGGAACGAACAGGGAACCGCGGCCCCCACGCAUCGAAGCCGCUGCCGGUGGUGGGCUCGGGCGCCUGGCGCAGGGGCGUGGGGGACGGGACUGUCGCUGGCGCAGCCCCGGGAGCGGCGCCUUCGGGACGACAAGCGCAUUAACGCCACUGCCGCCUCCGCCGAUUUAACUGCCCCCCGCCGCUUUCCACCCCCACCUGCCCGGCGCCCGCCCGCUCGCCCGCCUCGGAGGUUGCUGCCAUUAACGUGCCGCGCGCGCGGGUAGGCGCAGGCCGAGCGACCCGAGAGGAGGACGUGCGCGGGGGGCGAGGCGAAUGGGGAUCGAUCUCAACGCCGUGGAGGAGGACGAGCCGGCGGGGGCGGUGUGCGGGGAGCUGUGGCACGCGUGCGCGGGGGCGGGGGUGGCGCUGCCGCGGCGGGGCAGCGCCGUCGUGUACCUGCCGCAGGCGCACCUCGCGGCGGGCGGCUGCGGCGACGGCAUGGAGGUGCCGGCCGGUCCCGCGGCGCGCGUGCCGCCGCACGUGGCGUGCCGCGUCGUCGACGUCGACCUACGCGCGGAUGCGGCGACGGACGAGGUGUACGCGCGGCUCGCGCUGGUGGCGGAGGGCAAGAUGUUUGACCAAGAUAUUCAUGAUGCUGAAAUUGAAGAGAAGAACUGUGAGAUGGAGGAUGGUGAUGGAGAAAAGAAGCUAAGAACGUCGCACAUGUUCUGCAAGACACUCACAGCUUCUGAUACAAGCACACAUGGAGGGUUUUCUGUUCCUCGGCGGGCUGCUGAGGAUUGCUUUCCACCAUUGGACUAUGACCAGCUUAGGCCAUCUCAAGAGCUCAUUGCCAAGGAUUUACACGGCAUGAAAUGGAGGUUCCGACAUAUCUAUAGAGGUCAACCACGUAGGCAUCUUCUGACAACUGGAUGGACUUCAUUUAUCAAUAAGAAGAAAUUAGUCUCAGGGGAUGCGGUCUUGUUUCUUAGAGGUAGUGAUGGCAAGCUAAGAUUGGGUGUGAGGAGAGCAGUUCAACUGAAAAAUGAAGCUCUUCUUGAAGCUGUCAAUAGUACUGAUUCAAAGCAACGUACACUGUCUGCUGUGGUCAGUUCCUUGGAGAACAGAAGUAUAUUUCACAUUUCUUUCAACCCAAGGACUGGUGCUUCAGAAUUUAUUGUGCCGUAUUGCAAAUUCUUGGAGACCUUGAAUUGUCCCUUUUCGAUUGGAAUGAGGUUUAAAGUUGGCAGCGAGAAUGAAGAUGCUAACCAGAGGUCUUGUGGAUUGAUCUCAGGUAUUAGUGAAGUUGAUUCCAUAGGCUGGCCUGGAUCAAAAUGGAGAUGUCUCCAGGUCAAAUGGGAUGGUGAUACUAAUUGCAACCACCAGAAUAGAGUAUCUCCAUGGGAGAUCGAGAGAGUUGGCAGCUCAAUUUCAGUUCCUCAUUGUCUUUCAUCAUCUGUUUCAAAGCGAACAAAAUUGUGCUUUACUCAAGGUGAUUUGGACGCUCCGAUUCUAGAUGGAAAUGGUCGUCCUGACUCUUUGGAAACUGAAUGUUUGCACCGGGUCUUGCAAGGUCAAGAAUUGGUGCGCUCCAGGACUCACGGUGCUGCAUGCUCUCAUUCAUCAGAUACCCCCAAAUGUCAAGGCUCGUAUGAAAGGAGAUUCUCUGAUGAUGUGUGGAACUGCAAGAUGAAUGAUGCAAUGAGUGGGCUCCGGGACCAAAAUGCCACUGGGUUUGCUUACCAGCCCCUAGGCUUCAGUGAAUCUGUUAGAUUCCCAGAGGUCUUGCAAGGUCAAGAAAUGUCUCGGGCGGUUCCUUCCUUCCUUGGAGCUGCUUUCGGUGCUCGCAUACAGAAUGGCAGAAUUGGCUCGUUUGAUGUGCAGAGAACAGCUGGAACUCAAGGAUAUCCCCUCCAGCAGUUCAGUCUGCUAGCAACAGAAGCGCAUUCACCCUCUUCUGUUCUUAUGGUUAACCAAACCACGGUGCUACAGCCUGAGCUACAAGGUAUGGCCAACCUUGAACAAGCAAAUGGCAGCCCGUACGCCCACAUCGCAACGCAGAGAGAAGCUGAAACCUGGCCAUCUACGCAGCAGCAAAGGGCAAGUGAAACUGGAAGCGAGCUUUUCAACACAGCUGAAGCCUCAGCACCUGCUGCUGUUGCUAAAUCUGGAUUAGCUGACAAGGGAGUUAGGCGAAGCAGCUGCAGGCUUUUCGGUUUCUCCUUGACCGACGAGAUCCUGGUGGCAGAGGAAGAUGGCGGGAAGGAAAACUACGAAGCUCCGCAAACUCCCAGGGUUCUGGACUUGUUUGGACACAGCCAAUCUACACCCAGUGCUCUGCCUCUACAUGCUCUCUGCGCUGCUCCCUUGGGAAUUUGAUUAUGCUUCGGAGUUAGUAGUUGUUAGAUUCAUGUAAUCAUUCUGCUGUUUUCGUUGCGUGGGGAACUUUGGACCAUAUACGCUAUUCGGCAAAACCCUGGAUCUGCCUGUUUGAUUCCGCUCCAAUAAUUUCCUGUAAGGUGUGAAUGUGGUGGUUUGCUUUUGCUUUUAUUUAAAAAACGAUCGGCUCACUGUGUGUUUCAA